UUUACAGGAAACACAUGAGAGCUCCAUGGCUGACACGGAAGGGGAAAACUUACAAAGCCAAAUUGAUGAAAUUGAAGCCCUCUCUUCUAUCUAUGGGGAUGACUGGUGUGUAAUAGAUGAAGCCGCAAGGAUAUUUUGUAUAAAAAUCUCCAACUCUCUGGAACAUCCUGAGUGGACACUUUGUUUGCAGGCGAUACUUCCUCCAGAAUACCCAUCUGCAGCUCCUCCUCUGUAUCAACUAAAUGCUCCAUGGCUUCGGGGUGAAGAUCGUUUGACACUAUCAAAUAGUCUAGAGGAAAUUUACGUGCAAAAUCUUGGUGAGAACAUCCUUUACCAAUGGGUGGAAAAGAUAAGAGAAUUUCUUGAAGAGAAAUCUAAAACAUCAGUUCCAGGCCCGAGUUCAAAAGCCACAACCGAAGAAACGGAGACUGCUGAUGAUAUUGCCUCUAGCUCUGAAUUACGUCUAGAUGACUUGUUAACGUGUUCCGUUAUUGAUGGAUCCUUUGACACUUUAGAAGGACUUGGUAAGGAAGUUCCAUCAAUUUUCCAUGGAGAACCGAUUAGUGAGCGGAGGAGUACAUUUCAGGCACACUUGGCUCCUGUGCACAGUCCAGGCCAAGUGAAAGAAGUGCUGAGCGUAUUGUAUGAGAAUAAGAAAAUCGCUAGUGCAACUCAUAACAUUUAUGCAUACAGGAUAUAUACUAAGAAGACAAAUACGUUUAUACAAGACUGUGAGGAUGACGGGGAAACAGCAGCCGGUAAAAGACUUCUUCAUCUUAUGCAGAUCCUGGAUGCCAGAGAUGUAAUGGUAGUUGUGUCACGAUGGUAUGGAGGUAUCCUUCUUGGACCAGAUCGCUUUAAACAUAUCAAUAACUGUGCACGAAACAUACUGGUGGAGCAUCACUACACAAACUCUGCUGAAGAUUCUGGAAGGCAUGCUGAAAAGAACAAACAUACUAAAGAAAAUAAGAAGUGAAUAGAACAUUAAUCUAUCCUAAGAAAUAAUUGCUCAAAUUUUCAACAUUUUGAUUCAAACUUGAUAAAGGUGUCUUCCUUUUCUUUGCUUAACCUAUGACAUUGAAAAUAGUCAUUAACACAAAACCUGUCAGGAGAGUUCUGCUGCCCCAUCUGAGAGCAGGCUAUGAUAGCUCUGAGACAUGUAGCUUUAUAUGACUGGAGUAGGAUUUCUUAGUAAAAAGAGGACUUCUAGGAUAGACAAGACUUAUAGGAGAGACAGCGAGAGUCCUGAUUACUCUGCCCACACAAGAUGACUGACAUGUACAAGUGUGUGAAGAGCAGGGUGUCAAUCACUGUGUGUGGGAGGGGUAAUCAGGACUCAUUGUCUCUUCAAGGAGUCCUGUCAGUUUUUACUCAGACAUCCUUCCACGGAUCAUAUAAACCUAUAUAUCACAACGCUCAGUCUCUAUCGUACCCAGAACUCAGGGCAGCAGAAAUCACUUUACAUGUCUGCUUUAAAGAAAAUUGAAGUUAAAGGAAAUGUUCAUCCAAAAUUAUAAAAGUUGGUUCUGGGUGUAGUUGGAUGACUGUUACUAUAUAAUUAUUUUUGCCCACUAUCUUGUAUUCUCCAUUUUGAGAUUUCCCUUGCCAAUUGACCUUAAACAUUACGAACCAGUUAGUUAAAGGAGUUGUCUGCUUUUUUAUAUUGAAAACCUAUCCACAGGGUAGAGUAUAACUAACUGAUC
Messenger RNA from Bufo bufo (common toad), 1703 nucleotides. It is a transcript of the gene IMPACT, whose product is annotated as impact RWD domain protein. The record is from RefSeq and is a predicted model, not a curated record. Gene Ontology annotation, biological process: regulation of translational initiation. The transcript is spliced from 12 exons. Gene Ontology annotation, cellular component: cytoplasm. Lineage: Eukaryota; Metazoa; Chordata; Amphibia; Anura; Bufonidae. The coding region runs from base 26 to 976 and encodes 316 amino acids. Gene Ontology annotation, molecular function: protein binding.